Neopelma chrysocephalum (saffron-crested tyrant-manakin) is the source of this 2349-nucleotide messenger RNA. It is a transcript of the gene RORB, whose product is annotated as RAR related orphan receptor B. The record is from RefSeq and is a predicted model, not a curated record. Gene Ontology annotation, cellular component: nucleus. Gene Ontology annotation, biological process: regulation of transcription by RNA polymerase II. Gene Ontology annotation, molecular function: nuclear receptor activity; RNA polymerase II cis-regulatory region sequence-specific DNA binding. NCBI's taxonomy places the organism in Eukaryota, Metazoa, Chordata, Aves, Passeriformes, Pipridae. Bases 233 to 1390 code for a protein of 385 amino acids. The transcript has 10 exons.
AGACGUAGUAAAAACAGCACAAAUUGAAGUGAUACCAUGCAAAAUCUGUGGUGAUAAAUCCUCUGGAAUACACUAUGGAGUCAUCACAUGUGAAGGCUGCAAGGGAUUCUUUAGGAGAAGUCAACAGAACAAUGCGUCCUACUCCUGUCCAAGACAGAGAAACUGUUUAAUUGACAGAACCAACAGAAAUCGUUGCCAACACUGCCGACUGCAGAAAUGCCUUGCCCUGGGAAUGUCUCGAGAUGCUGUGAAAUUUGGAAGAAUGUCCAAAAAGCAGAGGGAUAGCUUGUACGCUGAAGUGCAGAAGCACCAGCAGCGACUACAGGAACAGCGGCAGCAGCAAAGUGGUGAGGCAGAAGCCCUCGCCAGGGUUUACAGCAAUGGCAUCAGCAAUGGCUUGAACAACCUGAAUAACGAAACUGGCAGCACCUACUCAAAUGGGCACGUCAUCGAUCUGCCGAAGUCUGAGGGCUAUUAUAACGUGGAUUCUGCCCAGCCCUCCCCAGACCAGUCUGGAUUAGACAUGACUGGAAUCAAACAGAUAAAGCAGGAACCUCUCUAUGACCUCACCUCUGUACCAAACUUGUUUACCUACAGCUCUUUCAACAACGGGCAAUUAGCACCAGGGAUAUCCAUGAGUGAAAUAGAUCGAAUUGCACAGAAUAUCAUUAAAUCUCAUUUGGAGACAUGUCAAUAUACAAUGGAAGAAUUACAUCAGCUAGCAUGGCAGACCCACACAUAUGAAGAAAUUAAGGUUUACCAGAGCAAGACCAGAGAAGCUCUGUGGCAGCAGUGUGCUAUUCAGAUCACCCAUGCUAUCCAGUAUGUGGUGGAGUUCGCAAAGCGCAUAACAGGUUUCAUGGAGCUCUGCCAGAAUGACCAAAUUCUCCUCCUUAAGUCAGGCUGCUUGGAAGUGGUUUUGGUGAGAAUGUGCCGUGCCUUCAACCCACUCAACAAUACUGUUCUGUUUGAAGGAAAGUAUGGAGGAAUGCAAAUGUUUAAAGCUUUGGGCUCUGAUGAUCUGGUAAAUGAAGCGUUUGACUUUGCAAAGAAUUUAUGUUCCUUACAGUUGACUGAGGAGGAGAUUGCCUUGUUUUCAUCUGCUGUUCUGAUAUCACCAGAUCGAGCCUGGUUAAUAGAGCCAAGGAAGGUCCAGAAGCUUCAGGAAAAGAUUUACUUUGCACUUCAACAUGUGAUCCAGAAGAACCACCUUGAUGAGGAGACACUGACAAAGUUAAUAGCCAAGAUACCAACAAUUACUGCACUUUGCAACUUGCACGGAGAGAAACUACAGGUAUUUAAGCAAUCUCAUCCAGACAUAGUGAACACACUGUUUCCUCCAUUAUACAAGGAGCUUUUCAAUCCAGACUCAACCACUGGCUGCAAGUGAAGGGGAUAAUAGAAUUUUCACGUAGUCAUGGAAUGCAUCACUAUUAAGACAAAAAGAAAUGGUUUCAUGAAGAACGUAUUAAAAAUGUCACUACUGCAACACUAGGAAUGUCCUGCACUUAAUAGAAUUAUUUUUCACCGCUACAGUUUGAAGAAUGUAAAUAUGCAACUCUGAGUGGGGAUGUCAUUUUUCUCUUUUCUUUUUUUUUUUUAACUGACAAUGAUUAUACAAAUAUAGGACACUGUGUGUUACCUUUUUUUAAAUUUACAUUUAUUGGGGGAUGUUUUGGGAGACAGCUGUUCCUAGAAUUUUAUUGUAGAUAUACAUGAGAAUAGAGCAGUACUUUGCAGUAUUACUCUUGCUGUUUAUUGUUCAAAUAUUAUUUAAGAAAAUUCCACUUAUUAGAUUGCCUAGUUCUAUGUUUUUAGAUAGUUUAAUGCAUGUGGAAAUUUGUAACUGUCUUGGAAAUUAUGGUGCAUAUAUGGAAUACACACAUAUAUAUAUUUGCUAUAUACUUAUAUAUAUAUAUGAAUAUAUAGAUAUAUAUAUAUGUAGGUAUUAUAUGCAUACAUGCUGUAGCUUAAAAAUCACAUGCCUACAUUUAAAGGAUGCUCAGCCCAGCUGUAAUGUAUUUCUUAAUCUCCAAGUAAUGUAUUAGAUUUAUUUUGGGCAAUCAAGAUUUGCUUUGCCAGUCAAGAGUUAAAUUAUCAGCUGCCAAUGUGUAAUGACAGGAUCACUUCUGCAAUAUGUAUAAUGUAGUGCAUAUGUACUGUGUGUAAAUCAAACAUCAGGAAUGUAACAAUGGUUCAAAAGCCUUGUCUGGAUGAUUUUAGUGGAGAAAGGAGUAGUUGGGUUUUUUCUAUUUUCUCACUGUUGCAGGGAUAGAGCAUAUAUAAAAGUGAACAUAGGACCUGAUGUUAGUAAAGUGUCUGGACUAAAAAUGUAGACUAUCUCAUAUG